Molecule: messenger RNA, 1958 nt
Organism: Oryzias latipes (Japanese medaka)
Lineage: Eukaryota; Metazoa; Chordata; Actinopteri; Beloniformes; Adrianichthyidae
Gene: abhd16a
Product: abhydrolase domain containing 16A, phospholipase
Biological process (GO): phosphatidylserine catabolic process; monoacylglycerol catabolic process
Cellular component (GO): endomembrane system
Molecular function (GO): glycerophospholipase activity; monoacylglycerol lipase activity
Source: RefSeq, a predicted model, not a curated record
UCGGUGUCGGCUUCCGUAGUCACUGUGGUGGAAGGAUGGCCGUCUGGCAGUGGUUCCGCUGUUUUUCAGGGCCUCGUUUACAACGAAUUCACCGCUCACCGGACCAAACUCGACCUGACGGGAGGUCGAGCAGGAGGGGAUUUAACUACCAACCCAAAGGUCUGGAGAAACACACUGACAGCAUUCUCGGUUGGGCUUCAACAGUUUGGUCUCUGUCCUACUACAGCUCUCCACUUCUUCUGUGUUAUCUCUACAGGAAAGGUUACAUUUGCAGCAGUAAGCUGGUUCCAGUGAGCCAGUAUUUAGGAACCAUUCUCAUUUGCCUGCUAGGAGUGGCCUGUCUUAGAGGAUGGGGGCGAUGGAAGAAUCCAGAGUAUCUCCAGUUCAUCUCUAUUCUUGAAGAAAAUAAGAGGAAUCAUUCACCAGAAAACAAGAGAAAGUUGAGAUGCUUUACUUUUGACUUCCCACACUGGCCUCAGGAUUUCAGCUGGAGGGAAGUCAGCAGUCCGAAACUGACCAAGGCUGGUGUCUCUCUGCUGAAACCAGAGCCUAAACUGAGAGGAACGGCCGACAGCAUCUUGUACUCAGUCCGCACGUUACCAUGCCAUAUCAUUGGUUAUCUGGUUGCGCACACGUUUGGGAGGCGGAUGCUGUACCCCGGCUCUGUGGGCUUACUGCAAAAAGCCAUGAAACCCAUGCUGAUGCAGGGACAGGCGAAGUUGAUCGAAGAGUAUGAUGGCCAAAGGAACAAGCUAGUCGCUUGUGACGGUAACGAGAUCGACACCAUGUUUGUGGAUCGAAGGACAGAUGGGGGUCACAAUGGCAAGACUCUGGUUAUCUGCUGUGAGGGGAAUGCAGGUUUUUAUGAGGUGGGCUGCAUGAACACCCCUCUGGAUGCUGGAUACUCCGUCCUGGGCUGGAACCACCCUGGAUUUGGGGACAGCACGGGAGUGCCGUUUCCCCAGAAUGAGGCCAAUGCCAUGGAUGUGGUUAUCCAGUUUGCAGUACACAAGCUGGGCUUCCAGCUAAAUGAUAUCAUCAUCUAUGCCUGGUCCAUAGGAGGAUUCACAGCCACGUGGGCCGUGAUGUCAUACCCAGAGAUUCAGUCUCUGGUGUUGGACGCCUCCUUUGACGACCUCCUGCCGCUGGCUCUUAAAGUCAUGCCUGAGAGUUGGAGGCCUCUAGUGCAAUAUACAGUGAGACGAUAUGUGAACCUGAACAAUGCAGAGCAGCUUCUCAAAUACCAGGGACCAGUGCUGCUCAUCAGGAGGAGCAGAGAUGAAAUCAUCACCACAGGGGGCCCAGAAGACAUCAUGUCCAACAGAGGAAAUGACCUUUUGCUUAAGCUGCUUCAGUCCAGGUAUCCCAAAAUCAUGACGGAUGAGGGGAUCCGCGUUGUGAAGCAAUGGCUUGGAGCCUCCAAUCAGUUAGAAGAAGCAUCUGUGUACAGCGGAUAUGAAGUGGAUGAUGGAUGGUGCGUGUCUGUGCUGCAGUCCUAUCAGACAGACAGAGAUGUUUUGUUUCCAUGGACUGUCGGUGAGGACAUGACUCAAGAGGGAAGGCGGCAGCUGGCGCUCUUCUUGGCAAGGAAGUACAUGCGAAACUUUGAAUCGACACACUGCACUCCUCUGCCCGCCUCCGAGUUCCACUCACCGUGGAAGCUGUAACUGAACAAAGGAUGCAUAAGGGGAACCAAGAGAUGCUGGAUGACCUGUAGUCAAGUGUGUCUGGACAAGUGUGAAUGUACAGCUGUGGGGUUUUGUUUUUUGUUCCAGAUUUCCCAAGAAGUUAUCAAAACGUCACACGUCGUUUUACGAAGACAGUUUUGUCAUUAUGUUAACGCUUCUUUUCAAAAUAUCCACAAGCCAUCACUCACUCACUCACUCCAUCAUUUGUCUGUAUUUAUAAAGCAAAUAUAAGUUGAUAUAAAUGACUGCAAUUAAAAGAAAUGUAAACAA